CGAGAAAAGUUCGCGGCAAAACAUAUAUCAUUUGUAUAGAAACACCAUGAAGGACCUCAAAAUCCUUCUACCCUCGAGUAGCGCCGUCGACCUUACCUUACUUGAUGGAGGAGGUUUCACUACAACAGACGACACGAAGAUCCACGCAGACGGGCAUGACAGGCCAUAUUUUCUUUACGACUGGUGUUUCUAUAUCCAUCACAGAGCAUCAGGUCGCAAGAUCCUUUGGGAUCUUGGUAUUAGUGAUGACCGACAAAUGUACACCCCGUUCGUGUUGAACUACCACUGGACAAGCUGCAACCCAGUCGGACCACGCCGACGGCUUGCAGACCAGUUGAGAGACCUUGGCGUGGAAACCUCAGAGAUUGACACAGUGCUCUUCAGUCACGCACAUUGGGACCACUGCCGUCCGAUUAGAGAAGAAUUUCCAAAUGCUAAGGUCAUCUUUGGCCGCGGAACCACGGCACACUGCUCUCCCGGGCAUAUCCAGAAUGAUGAAGUCCAGCCGAUGGCUCAGUGGGACUCUCGAAUUUUCGGCGAUGACAAAGUUCGGACAGAGAAUUUUCAAGAGCUUGAAGGCUCGUGGCAGUCCUGGGGACCAUUCAAAUCAGCAAUGGAUUAUUUCGGGGACGGCAGUCUCUGGAUCAUCGAAGCCCCUGGGCAUAUGGCAGGCAAUCUCGCAGCAUGUGCGCGUCUAGAAUCGGGCGAACGCAUCAUAAUGGCCAGUGACUGCUGCCAUUCAAGGGACAUCUUUCUUGGUCACCGAGAAAUCGCCAACGUGGAAAUGGCCGACGGAUCCCGUUUCUGCUUGCAUGAAGAUCUAGACAAAGCGCUUGAUACGAUUUCGAGGCUCAGAAAGGCAGCUGAGGAGUAUGAGAUGCACAUUGCGAUGGCUCAUGAUGCUGAGUUCAUCAAGGACGGCAAUGAUCCUGUGUUGAUGUCAAUCUUGCACCCCAUGUUUGAUAGCACUGUCCUGAACAGAAUCAAAGCUCAUGGAAGGCCAUGAUGGUCCAGGAAAACAUUCUUUCUGGCCCGAUAAGUAGUACCUAAAGAAACAGAUGCUCACA
Molecule: messenger RNA, 1067 nt
Organism: Colletotrichum phormii
Lineage: Eukaryota; Fungi; Ascomycota; Sordariomycetes; Glomerellales; Glomerellaceae
Product: beta-lactamase-like protein
Exons: 4
Coding region: 47-1006 (319 amino acids)
Source: RefSeq, a predicted model, not a curated record